AUGGGAGUUUGGAAUGAUGUUGGUGAUCAUAUCUCGCCUGGUGAUAUAUGGAGAUUGAGGAAUGGUUUCACGACAGUUUUUAAAGGCUCAAUGAGCCUGUCGUAUGGAAAAAUGGGUGAAUUUGUCAAAACGGGUGAAUUUUUUAUGGUUUAUUCGGAGACGCCAAAUAUGAGCGAAUAUAAUGCUGAAUAUGCUGCGAAAUACCAAUCCAAUCGUAAGGGUUCGCCGGACGAUGAUAGCAACGGGCAAACAGGUCUUUUUGCGACUUUUUGCAUUUUUUUAUAA
Molecule: messenger RNA, 285 nt
Organism: Gongylonema pulchrum
Lineage: Eukaryota; Metazoa; Nematoda; Chromadorea; Rhabditida; Gongylonematidae
Source: the annotation of a GenBank genome assembly